GGUGCAUAUCUUUAUACGAAUGUCUUUGAUUGUGCAUGUGUGUCUUGUGUUUAGUUGUAAACAUUUGUGUAUAGUGUAAAUCUAGCGAUCAUGGUGAAAUUAACGCCGGACUUGAUUUAUCAAGCUAUGCAGUACAUUAACCCUGUAAGAGAUCGCGAAUUGGAUUUAAGAGGUUACAAGAUACCAGUCAUCGAAAACAUGGGAGCGACUUUGGAUCAGUUUGACUGUAUAGAUUUUUCAGACAACGACAUCAGAAAGUUAGAUGGAUUUCCACUUUUGAAACGUCUGAAAUGGCUGUUACUAAAUAACAACAGAAUUGUUCGUAUAUCUGAAGGUUUGGAAAAGUCCUUACCAAGUUUGGAGACGCUUGUGUUAACCGGAAAUCAAAUACAGGAACUGGCAGACUUGGAUCCACUGGCAAGCAUCAAAUCACUAAGAACUCUAAGCCUUCUGCAUAAUCCAGUGACUACGCGACAGCAUUAUCGUGCAUAUGUUAUUUUCAGAAUACCACAUUUGCGUGUACUGGAUUUUCGAAAAAUCAAAAUGAAAGAGCGAGAAGAUGCAGCUGCUCUAUUCAAAAGCAAGAAAGGCAAGGAGCUGCAGAAAGAGAUUGCCAAAAAAGCAAAAAAUGCAUUCCAGAAUGCCGCUGCUGCAGGAUCUUCAGAGGAGCAGAAGCCUACAGGACCCACUGCAGAAGAGCUGUGGAAGAUUAGAGAAGCUAUUUCGAAGGCCAGUUCAUUAGAAGAAGUGGAAAGGCUCAACAGACUACUUCAAGCUGGGCAAAUACCUGGGAGGGCACAUCCUCCAGGAGUUUCGCAAAUGGACGAAGAGAUGGAAGAAGAGGAGUCGUCACACAACCGCUCGAUGAUGAAUGGGAACUGAAGUGACAUUGCUUUUGUGAGUUAUGUUGCUGAAAACUAUUAAUAUCUUUAAGAACCGUUUAUUCUUAUGACAUUUGUGAACAUGAGUAGUCUCCCUGUUUAAUAUAUUAAUCAGUUUUGUCGGCACAAAACAUUUAUGUAAUUUGUCUUAAAGUGUAUCUCAAAGGUACUUCCUUUCAUUUUAUUAAAUUCUGAUUGUGGAAAUGGAUGUGUAGAGACUUAUAUUCGAAUGUGAAACAUAAGUCAAUUUGAUAUAUAUGAUUUGUGCUAUUUGUAAGCUUAUACUUUAAUUUAUAUUACAUUGGAAGUUUAAUUUAUGUAAUUAUGUAAAAUAUUCACUACAUUCUCUUAAAGUACAAACAGAGAGAUAGCCCCCUAAUAAAGUUUUGUUAUAAAAUGCGACUACUGACACCAUGCUUCUGAAUUAUUUAUGAUGUUAUUGUGCAGAUUAUAUCUCUUAAUUUAUUUGAUUUUUGGGUAAAAGUUAAACAUUGGACCCCCUUGCAUAUUUCAAUAUGGUGUGGAUGCGAAGAUUAUGCUUCGCUACCAGUCAGUUUGAUACCAAAAUCAGAUUUUCUGCUUCCUCACAAAGAUGUGGAGCAGCACUACAGACCACUCUGUGACUAGAAUCAAGAUUUCAAGAUGGGACUGAUACAUAACUUAACCUGAUUUUUUGGGAUUUAAGUUGUCUUUCCCAUUUGGCAGCAAGUAAUAUGUCUAGUGUAGAAUUAAAUGAGUUUCUUAAAUAUUCACUGUGUGUGCAGACUCAAUGCUUGCAACUUUGUUACAUUGUUGGCAACAUUUGACCCAUACUGUGUUGUGGUAAUGUGAUGUAGAUAUUUGUAUAGUUGAAUCUAUUAUACCGGUAAUGCACUUGACUUUGCCUUUGCUGCUAGUUCAUGCAGUAUCCUAGGAAAGUUGUAAGUACAAAAAUGGAAUGUGAUAUGUAGCAAUUUUAUGUGGGAUUGUGCCACAGCCUUCAUGCAAUUAUUGAAUAUAGUCAUUUUCAAAUAUAGCUGUAAAAAUGACUUUUGUGAUUGCAAUUUUGAGUAUUACUCGUGUUCAGGCAGACAUUUCAAAUGCAAAUGUGCACAGUCAAUAGACCCAAUGCCAAGCAAGUCAGAACAGUGUCCAAGUGAUAGAAUGCACAAACAAAAAAUAAGAUGUAAUUCAUGUGGAUUGGUGUAGAGAAAUCAUGACAACCUAAAGUUGGUGGUUACACAAGUUUUCAAAAGGUGUUCCAUGAGAUCACAAAACCUGUAUUUUAGCGCAAUG
Messenger RNA from Schistocerca cancellata (South American locust), 2156 nucleotides. It is a transcript of the gene U2A, whose product is annotated as U2 small nuclear ribonucleoprotein A'. Gene Ontology annotation, biological process: mRNA splicing, via spliceosome. The transcript has a single exon. The record is from RefSeq and is a predicted model, not a curated record. The coding region runs from base 91 to 882 and encodes 263 amino acids. Gene Ontology annotation, molecular function: U2 snRNA binding; protein binding. Gene Ontology annotation, cellular component: U2 snRNP. Lineage: Eukaryota; Metazoa; Arthropoda; Insecta; Orthoptera; Acrididae.